CGCAUUCUUUUCAUCUUUUAACUUUUGACCUUUUCGACUUCUUGGAUCUCAUUAGACCUUAUUACAUUAUCAUUAUCUCAAUUUCCCUCACUCGCUUUGUUUUUUUGUUCAACAAUUUCUGAAGGCAAGUCACGGGGUUAUCGCUGCAACCGGUUACAGGCUGAGGUAGUUAUCUUACUUUGCGCCCAUCACCAUGGCUGCAAUUUACGCGGUAUAUACCCAUCCUACUGACCCACCGAUCCCUAACCAUCUCCCCACGCUAAUUGUGACUCCUCACGGUCAACCGGAGAACAUCCUAUACUCUUAUCUGCAUACCAACUUUAACUCAGAGAACUAUCUUUUAACACCUUCUCCUAAGGGCGAUUUAUGUGUUGCUAAAAUAUUUCCCCCUCCACCCAAAGAAAUUGCGAAACGAUCUGCUUCAGAACCAGGACAUUCAUCGCCCGCUGGAUCUCGUGUCGCUCGUUGUGAAGCUUCUCGCAAUCUGAAAUGGACUAUAGCAAACACUGGUGUUAUAUCUCCCAUUUACAAACUAUCUCUUCCUUCUCCAGACUCUCCAGAUCUUCCGCUUUUUCAAAUUUCCAAGCCUAAUCCAAAUGCCGCCUUCUGGAGUAUGUUCUACUUUGCAUAUGCUGGUCAUAACAUUCCUCCUAAGCGUAUCGAGUUUGGCAAAAUUCAGAAGAAUCCCCACGGCGGUGGUACUCGAAUAAGCAUUACCGGAAAGACACCUGAGGAAAAGGCAGUGUGGCAAACUCUUGGCGAAGGUAACGAAGACUGCGUCGAAUGGGUUGUGCUGUGCGCUGCCUUGAACCUGCUUGAUCACAGCGACGAAAUCAUGAAAGCUGCCGAGAAGUCACCUGGUGGCAUGGGCGGUCCUGCACCUGUCUCUCUUCAAGAUUCAGGACCGGUCUCUAAUAUGCCGCCGCGCUCAGGACCAUCGCCCAUGCCUGCUGCUAAUGGUCCUAUGCCACCUCGUGGAACACCUAUUCCCGGUCAAGAUCCAGGUGCCCAGCGUCCGAUGAUGAUGCCGCACAGCAAUUCUCUCCCACCAGGAGGUCGUCCGGGUCCACCUGUGGGACAAGGUUAUCCUCAGAACCAGCCCCCUCCCCGCGGUCCUUAUCCGCCUAAUCAAGGCCCUCCUGGUUCAGGUACGCCAGGAUUUGGACCGCCUGGCCCUAUGCCACCUCAAGGAUAUGGUCCCGGCUCCGGUCCCCAGAUUCAAAUGCGUGGUGGAAUGCCGCCUCCAGGUCCUGGAUACAGAGGGCCACCACCUCCUCAAGGUGGGCCUAUGCCUAUGCAAGGACAUCCCCCGCCUCCGCAACAGAUUCCUCCCCAGCAGGGAGCAUCACGACGGUUCUGA
This is a messenger RNA of Lentinula edodes (shiitake mushroom), 1360 nucleotides long. RefSeq lists its product as uncharacterized. NCBI's taxonomy places the organism in Eukaryota, Fungi, Basidiomycota, Agaricomycetes, Agaricales, Omphalotaceae. The record is from RefSeq and is a predicted model, not a curated record. The transcript is spliced from 6 exons. Bases 194 to 1360 code for a protein of 388 amino acids.